AUGGCUCACCCUAGAGGACGGACUCCGGGCCAAAGAAGCCCUCAUGUGCUGGUGACCGAUUCGCGCGAUAAUAUACACUCCGCUCAACCCCGCCGUCGUCGUUCCCCGUCUACUCGCUUUAUCACGGUUGACAACAUUCUCCAAUAUACCUCCGAUGUCCCGUCUAUGCAGCAGCGCCUUCCGCCCCAGACUUCACGAGUCCGUCCAAGGUCACGACUUGCAUCCGCAGCGGGUGGUUUAAUCGGCUCCAGUAGUGGAGUUAACCCUAGCGGUGCUGGCGCUAGCGCCUCUACUACAGCAGCCACCAUCGGUCGUCUCGCGGCGCAGCCGCACCUCCCACCGCGGACAACGAAAGUUAGCGAGAAACUGGUUCUUUUGCCGGAGGCGGAAGGGGUGGAGGAGAAAUCACCGGACGAGGAGGAGGAAGAAGAAGAUGAAGAUGAAGAAGAAGAUAUCGUGGAUGAGGAAUUGGUGCAGAGACUAGCCAGUGAGAAAAAUAUCGACCCGGAAUCUAUAAGACAGCGACUAUUAGUUCAGAGGAGGCUUGGCGGGGACUUUGGGGUUGACAAUGAUAUUGCACCCUUAUUGGCAGAGGAAGAAUUGUUGCGCCGCCGAAAAGUGCCGCCGGAGAAGGCCAAAAGCUACGCAGAGCGGCUACCUAAGGCGCGACGCGCGGAGAAGCUGGCCCGUGUGACCGCAUACUGCACGGCCCAGGCUUACAAGAUGAGCUUGGUGGCGUCUUUUGUGAAGGAUAAGCAUGGUGGACGGACCAAGCUGUACGAUGAUUGUCUGUACACGGCGUAUCAUCUACCGUUGUUGCAGGGGAUCGAAGGCUACAGGUUGAAGAGCAGUCCGAUGAUCAAGAAACCUGGUGGGAAGUCUCUCCUGGAUGAGGAAAUUGAGAGGAACGAAUUACGCGAUCAUGAUGAUUACAUGGUGGAAGCAGAGGAGCAUUCAGUCGUCGGCCGUGCAGAGCAUGGCUCACCGCGACACGACAGCGAGGAGCCCAGACUGCUGCCUCAUGUUGAACAGGAAGAUUCCCGUAUUCAUGGAGGAGCUGGAUCAGAACAAAUGGAAGCUACCCACCAUGAGCGUCCUGCCCACGGACUCCUCUCUGGCCUCGUACGACCCUCGCGAUUGCCGUACAAUGUGGCGGAGAUGUUCGUGUUCAGCUAUGGUGUGGUCGUUUUUUGGAAUUUCACAGAGAGACAGGAGAAAGAUCUCCUUGCCGAUUUGGCAUUUGCGACAUCGUCUGCCACCGGCUCGCCCGCUGCGCUUGCAACAAUGCCGUUGUUGGAGGAAGACUUUGAAACGGAAGAAUUCCACUUUGAAUAUUCAACGGAGAUCUCCCGGCCGCGUGUGUACAAUGACAUGAUUACCUUACGAAGUGGUGACCAUAUGAUCAAGCUCGCUAUCAGUCACGGCAUAUCCCAAAGCACCAAGCUCUGCUUCUUCGAAGAAGCCAUGGCGCGACAAAUGGCAGAAGCCAAGGAUAUCCCGCGCCGACUUGCCAUGACGGGGAAUCUGGGCAUGAAGCGGGAAGAAGUCUUCCGAAUCCUGGGAAGACUGUUCAAGAGUCGAGUAGAAGUCAAUCUAUCUUCCAACAUGCUGGACGUGCCCAACUUUUUCUGGGAAAGCGAGCCAACUCUGUACCCUCUCUACAUUGCCGUCCGAGAAUAUCUCGAAAUCAAACCCCGGAUUCAAGUCCUCAAUGAGCGAUGCCGAGUCUUCCUCGACCUGGCAGAAAUACUCUCUGAUUCUGUUGCCGAUAGCAAAACCUCCCAUCAAACCUGGAUCAUCAUUAUAUUAAUCCUCAUCUCCAUUGUGGUGACCAUCUCAGAAGUCUUCCUCCGGUUCGGUCUUCUCUCCGCCGAAAAAGGAACCACAGCGAGCUCAGUUGUCGCGUCUCUCUUCUCUUCACGAACCUUGAAACCUCUUCCUUCAUGCUCAUGUCCUCUUUCCAAUCCUGCAGUAGAAGGAGGAAUAGGUAUGAAUAUGACAGGGUUAUGA
This is a messenger RNA of Aspergillus tanneri, 2010 nucleotides long. RefSeq names its product RMD1 family protein. The record is from RefSeq and is a predicted model, not a curated record. NCBI's taxonomy places the organism in Eukaryota, Fungi, Ascomycota, Eurotiomycetes, Eurotiales, Aspergillaceae. Bases 1 to 2010 code for a protein of 669 amino acids. The transcript is spliced from 4 exons.